AUGUCAAAAUUUUUGUCCGUAAUCAUUCAAAAAACAUCUGGAUUUCAGCUGGCCAAACACACAAUACUUAAUAUGUCUAAAAGAAAUACUUUCCACAGAACUCCUAGGUUUAAGCCCGAAGUAAAGGUGGCGUCUAGUCACAGUAAUCAAGUGCUUACUAUGGCACCAACUAGAGAAACUGUCGAAGUCUUAGCGCCACCCAUCAAGUCGGAAGCAGAUAAUAAACUAUACAGAACCAUUCGACUUGAAAAUGGUCUGACUGCCCUUCUCAUCUCCGACCCAAGUCGUGUGCCCAGCAAUGAUGAGAACUCUAGCGAAGAGGAUGAGUCCGAACAAUCCAGUGGGCCGGAGAGUGAAAGCGGACACUCUGCACACUCUGGAUCUGACCAUCAUGGACCUACAAGACGAGCCGAAUUUGAUGAGGAAAAAUUGGCGGCGUGCGCUUUAAGCGUGCGCGUGGGCAGUUACAGCGAUCCCCCCGACAUCCAAGGCUUAGCGCAUUUUGUUGAACACAUGGUGUUCAUGGGCAGCGAGAAGUACCCCACGGAGAAUGAGUUCGAUUCAUUUGUUAAGAAAAAAGGAGGCGCAGACAACGCAUCAACGGAUUGCGAAAUGACAACUUUCUACUUCGAGAUACCGGAGAAGCACUUGCCUCAAGCAAUGGACAUGUUCAGCCAAUUCUUCGUGAGCCCGCUCAUGUUGAAGGAGUCCAUGCAACGCGAGAGAGAAGCCAUCGAAUCGGAGUUUGCCAUCGCCUCUCCGUCAGACUCGAACCGAAAAGACCAGCUAAUAAGCAGUCUAUUUCCGCCGGGGCACCCUGCGCGUACCUUCACUUGGGGUAACUUGAAGAGCCUGCGCGAUGACAUCAACGAUGACGAAAAGUUGUACCAAGCUGCGCAUGAGUUUAGGAAGAGGCAUUAUAGUGCGCAUAGGAUGACUGUUGCUAUACAGGCACGCAUGGAUCUAGAUACUCUACAGCACUACGUGGUAUCAACAUUCUCCCAGAUCCCGACGAACAAUUUGCCGGCGGAUGACUUCUCACAAUACCACUUCAAGAAGAACUUCAUUCAGCCAGAAUUUAAUAGUAUUUACUAUAUGAAACCUGUUAGCGACACUACUGAGGUACACUUGACUUGGUGUAUGCGAUCCCUGGUCAAUGAUUACGAAUCAAAACCGCACCAGUACAUUUCAUACCUACUCGGGCACGAGGGCAAAGGAAGUUUGCUCUCAUACUUGAGAAGAAAAGUAUGGGCGCUGGGGAUCUACACGGGCAAUUCGGAGAGCGGCAUCGAUUACACGUCGAUGUACAGCCUCUUCUCUACGCAAGUUAUACUUACGCAGGAGGGACUCAGCCACGUUGACCAAGUUCUAGAAUCAAUAUUCUCCUAUAUAAACAUGCUCCGUCGGCUCGGUCCAGCGGAACGGAUAUUCGACGAAAUAAAAACGAUUGAAGACACAAGCUUCCGUUAUGAAGAAGAAUCCCAACCGUCUGAGUACGUCGAGAAUCUAGUAGAGAACAUGCACUUUUACCCCCCUGAACAUUACAUUACUGGCGAUAGAUUGUAUUAUAAAUACGAUCCGCAGGCAAUCAAAGAACUGUUGGAUUAUAUGCGAGCGGAUACAGUGAACAUAAUGAUCCUGUCGAACAAGCAUUCGACGCCGAUUAGCUAUGACCUAAAAGAAAAGUGGUUUGGCACCGAAUACCAUCGCAAAGAUAUCCCAAAGCAAUGGCUUGACAAAUGGGCAAGAGUCAACCCAUACAUGACUCUACAUCUUCCCAAUAAGAAUGUCUACAUCACUACGGACUUCAGCUUGAUUCAUGGUGAUCAAAAGUACCUGACAGCAGCAGAUGAAUUAUCUGUCGAUCUGAAAGAAAGCACGGGCAAAGAGAUAUACCAGCGUUCUGAAGCAACUGAGUCAGAAUCCGUUACCUUUACAAAGGGGGAUCUAAUUGCCACCGUUAAUGAGUUUAGGUUGGACCAACCGAAUUUAUUCCGCAAAAACCGUCACAUGGAGUUGUGGUACAAGCCUGACUUUAAAUUCCGCUUCCCCACUGCGCUUCUCUACUUCUACUUCAUCACGCCUCUCAGCCUAAAAUCACCGAGAGAAGCAUGCCUUCUCGAUCUUUGGACUGACGUGCUGCAACAGGGCCUUAAGGAAGAAGUGUAUCCGGCGAAUAUGGCGGACUUAGCACACUCUCUGUACGUUGCUGAUAAAGGAUUGACGUUAAAAAUUAGUGGGUACAGUCAAAACUUACACUUGCUUGUGAAUAUAAUAGCAAGUGAGAUGCGGAUAUCGACAGACAAUCUGACCGAGCCCAUGUUCACGGCUGUGCGUGAAGUUCGUGCCCGAACAUAUCACAAUGUUCUUCUGAAACCGCACAAACUUGCCAAAGACUUGCGCAUGAAUGUAUUACUAGAUCCUUACAUAUCUCCACGCGAUAAGGCAAACAUCGUGCAAAAUAUCACACUAAAAGAACUGAAAGCGUUCAACCGACGACUUCUUGGGAAGAUGUAUGUACAGGUUUUGGUACAAGGCAACCUAGCAUGGCACGAUGCUAUCAAAAUAGCAGAAAAGGUUCAGGACACUAUUAAAUGGGAGCCCAUCACUUCAGAGGAGUACCCUGAGCUAAAAGUGCACCAGCUGCCGAAGGGCGAGAAGAAAUUGCGUAUUCUGAGUCUGAACCCAGCGUCGACUAACAGCAUCGUAACCAACUACUAUCAAGGCGAGACCACUACGCCCCAAGAUACCGCUGUGCUCGAAAUACUCACUAUGUUAAUGGAGGAGCCAGUAUUUGAUUCUCUUCGAACCAAAGAGCAGCUGGGCUACAGCGUAUAUAGCAUGAUGCGGUAUACGUUCGGCGUCCUCGGGUUCUCUGUCACAGUCAACACGCAGGUUGAUAAGUUCAGUGUGUCACACGUAGACACGCGCGUCGAAGCGUUCUUAAAGAAGUUUGCACGCGACAUGCGCCGUCUUAACGAAAAGACGCUCAACUCUACUAAGCGCAGUCUCAUACAGUUGAAGAAUACUAUCGACUACGAACUCAAGGAGGAGGUUGAGAGGAAUUGGAGGGAGAUUGUGAGCAGAGAAUACCAGUUCAAUCGACAAUACAAUGAGGCAGAUGCCAUCGAACGCGUCACGUUAAAUGAUAUCAAACUAUGGGUGGAUGACCACUUCCCUUGCGGCAACAGGCAACACUUGAAAAAGUUAUCUGUGCAGGUAAUGGGUCACAAACCCGGCUCGGACACGACAGCGGCGGAUGUUCGAAAAGAGUACUCUCUGACGUACCUCGAUGCGCGACAACCCGUAGGCGACACAUCGGAAAAUAAUGCCGAUUUCAUCAGCGACAUUAAUUCGUUCAAGCUCAAUUUGCCCUACUUUGAAGUACCACGAGUCGAGUUGGAUCAAUGCUGAUCUCGAUAGCAGCAUGCAUUCUGUCUAUCUAUGGAUGUAUGUGUAGUCAAUUACGUAAAUAACAAUAGACGUAUCGUUUGAAAAUGGAAAAGGUCGGUAUGUUGUUAAUGACUUUGUCUUGGUUAUGUAAAAGUACCAGACUUAGUCUUACAUAGCAACUAUACAUUAUGAAAAGUUUAUAAUUUUUGUAUUAACGUUAGUGUCCACUAUAUUUUUAAUAGAAAUAAAAAAACACGCACAAGGUGAUAAAGUAGUUAUUCCACCAUGACGAAAAAAGUGUAUACAAUUUAAGAAUUAUUUCUUAUUUCCGCUUAGCAAAAAUAAUUAAAUUCUAUUUUUUUUUUCUAAUUUUUUUGAAGGCUUAAUGGACCUAAGGACCUAGGGGACCUAAUAGGCUUGAGCAUAAUGUCUAUUUUUUCCCAUAUUGGCCUGCACCACAUUUUUUUAAAAUAAUUAUAUUUUUAUAAAAACAUUACAAAUGUAACAUUACAAAUGUUACUUGGAGGAGUGCUUUUGUUAUUGAUUCUAUAUCUUGUUUGAUAUCUUUUGCAAAAAUUUACGUGAUUGUUUAAAUACAGGUAUUAUUACAGUGACGUAAAAACGCAUGCGCGUUAAAUGACUUGUGAACUGAUGUAUUAUACACCAAAGCUGUAGUGAAAUUCAUAAAUUAUACUGUAAUCAUUUACAAUACUAAUUAACUUUUACCGUCUAUUUUAAGAUGUAUGUUCAAUAUUUAUUGUAUUUAUGACAAUAUAACCUACGAAUAACUAACAUUGACUCUGUUUGUGGUAAAACAUGAAUGAAAGAAAGGUACUUUAUAUUGGACAUGUUGUACGAAGUUGUAUUUAUUACAGGUACACUUCUACAACUCCCUUUUUAUAUGCUACAAUGACGCUAUUUUAAGAAUAAUGUGCUCAAUAUUUAUGUAAGAGUGACCAUGAUUGUUGUGAAAGUAGUAAAGUUUUGUAUCUAACGAUUUCUGGACUUAAUAUCUAGUUUACAACUAUUAACCCGUUUAAAGACAGUAACGGCGUUUACUGUGAAAUUAAAUAUCAGAAUAUGAAACCAACUACGGGCUGUACAUUGCGAUUUUCAAGUGAUUUCUAUGUAAUGGCCGCUUCUCCAUAGAGAAGUAUGAACAACGUACUAGCAAAAUUCAAUGAUUUAUAUUGAAAACUUAAACUGAAAUAUAUACAUUGUUCUUAAUUUGAACACAUUUUUUUAGAAAUGUAUUGUUCAGUUAUUGAGCACUAAUAUGUAUAUAAAUUCGUAUUAUUAAUUACCUGUGUGAAAAA
Molecule: messenger RNA, 4709 nt
Organism: Hyposmocoma kahamanoa
Lineage: Eukaryota; Metazoa; Arthropoda; Insecta; Lepidoptera; Cosmopterigidae
Product: nardilysin-like
Exons: 23
Coding region: 1-3414 (1137 amino acids)
Biological process (GO): proteolysis
Molecular function (GO): metalloendopeptidase activity; metal ion binding
Source: RefSeq, a predicted model, not a curated record